CGACUCCUGAAAGUGGCCAAGGGCAACUUCCGCUUUUGGACUCCAUUUCCCAGCGCUCCCCGCGACUUGCCCAGCACACCCUGGGGCAGCGCCGUGACGUCAGCACGCCGGGCGGGGGCCGGGAGAUCCCUGGGGCGGUGGGGGGCCAGUGGCAGUUCCCGGCGGCCCCCGGGCGGGCGGCGGGUGGUGGCGGCGGUUGGGGCUCGGUGCUCGCUCGCUCGCUGGGCGGGCGGGCGGUGCGAUGUCCGGAGAGGAUGGCCCGGCGGCUGGCCCGGGGGCGGCGGCGGCGGCUGCCCGGGAGCGGCGACGGGAGCAGCUGCGGCAGUGGGGGCGCGGGCGGGCUCCGAGCCUGGCCCCGGAGAGCGCCGCGCCCGCACCGUCCGCUUCGAGCGCGCCGCCGAGUUCCUGGCGGCCUGUGCGGGCGGCGACCUGGACGAGGCGCGUCUGAUGCUGCGCGCCGCCGACCCUGGCCCCGGCGCCGAGCUCGACCCCGCCGCGCCGCCGCCCGCCCGCGCCGUGCUGGACUCCACCAACGCCGACGGCAUCAGCGCCCUGCACCAGGCCUGCAUUGAUGAGAACCUGGAGGUGGUGCGCUUCUUGGUGGAGCAAGGCGCCACCGUGAACCAGGCAGACAACGAGGGCUGGACGCCCCUGCACGUGGCCGCCUCCUGCGGCUACCUAGACAUUGCCAGGUACCUCCUGAGCCACGGGGCCAACAUCGCCGCCGUCAGCAGUGACGGGGACCUGGCCCUGGACCUGGCCGAGUCGGCCGCCAUGGAGGGGCUGCUGAAGGCGGAGAUCGCCCGCCGAGGUGUGGACGUGGAGGCAGCCAAGCGGGCGGAAGAGGAAUUGCUACUUCAUGACACGAGGUGCUGGCUGAAUGGGGGUGCCAUGCCAGAGGCCCGGCACCCCCGCACAGGCGCCUCUGCCCUGCACGUGGCUGCUGCCAAGGGCUACAUUGAGGUGAUGAGGUGAGUUGGGCCAGUCUGUGCCAUCUUGCUGUCCUAUACCUUCCUGUGGAUCUUGUCCUUUCUCUUUCUUUUUAAAUGUAUGUACCGAAGGCUGUGUAUUUCCCUCUAAAUACAGCCUUAGCUGUACCCACAAGUUUUGAUGUGCAGUCUUUUUUUAAUUGUCAUUCAGGGUAAAAUAUUUCCCAAUUUGUAAUCUUUUAUUAUUUAUUUAUUUUGA
This is a messenger RNA of Nomascus leucogenys (northern white-cheeked gibbon), 1188 nucleotides long. Its product is annotated as protein phosphatase 1 regulatory subunit 12C-like. The transcript is spliced from 4 exons. Gene Ontology annotation, cellular component: cytoplasm. The record is from RefSeq and is a predicted model, not a curated record. Gene Ontology annotation, molecular function: protein binding; phosphatase regulator activity; enzyme inhibitor activity. The annotation marks the transcript as partial. NCBI's taxonomy places the organism in Eukaryota, Metazoa, Chordata, Mammalia, Primates, Hylobatidae.